AUGCAGCUCCCCCUCCUCCUACUGCUAGCCCUCACAGGCAUGCCGGCCACCGCCACCGUCAGCGCCCAUGCCCUCCCCACCGAAAACAUCGCCAGCAUCACCCCCCGCUCCCACCCCUACCCCGCCACCGCGCCCUCCACCACGCCCAUACUCCACCGCCGCAGCCCUGCCCCCGCGCCAGCACCCACCUCCCGCAAGCUUGCCGCCCGUGCACCAUCGCGGAGGCCCUCCCGAAGCAGCGGCCAAGCCUUGCCACCACGCGCACGGCAGCGCACCGCAUCGCGCCGCGUCAGAACAAUGAGCACGCGUCGCCCGCGACGGAAGCAGAAGGCGGCGGGGAUGGUGGGGCCGGAGAUGAGGGGGUUGGGGAUGUCGGGGCCGGGGGCUGGGGGGAGUGGCAGGAGUAGGGGGCCAAAAGGGUGCCGGAAUUGUAGAGGCCCGAGGUGA
Messenger RNA from Morchella importuna, 447 nucleotides. RefSeq lists its product as uncharacterized. The transcript has a single exon. The record is from RefSeq and is a predicted model, not a curated record. Bases 1 to 447 code for a protein of 148 amino acids. Lineage: Eukaryota; Fungi; Ascomycota; Pezizomycetes; Pezizales; Morchellaceae.